CCCUCGUUCUGUUGGUCAGACGCUGCCGAGAGCUCGCGGUUCACACACACGCAGACGAGGUUCCUCUGACCUAACGCUGAGCGACGUCUCAGAGAGGAGAGAAGGAGGAAGUCAGGGGGUUUGUGGUGGUGGAGCAGAAUGGAGGUGGAGAUGUUGAGCAGAAGAGGAUCCAAACCCAGCGUGGCUCCAUGUACCUUCACCAAAGUGGCUCUGAUCACACUGGUGUGUUUCUGUCUUGCUCUGCUGGUUGCUGUCAUUGCAGUCUCGCAGAAAUCGAGCAAAGAAGAGUUCUGUCUCACGACCGAGUGCAUCGAAGCAGCCGGCUCCAUUCUGAGUAAGCUGGACCCCAGCAUCAACCCAUGUGAUGAUUUCUACCAGUACGCGUGUGGAGGCUGGCUCAGAGAACACCCCAUUCCUGAAGAUUCCUCCAGCUACGGGAUCUACCCCUGGCUCCGGCAGAACGUAGACCUCAAAAUCAAAGAGCUGCUGGAACAGCCGACUGCUGACGGAGACAUUGAGGCAGUGAAGAAGGCCAAGAUAUUGUACCGUUCCUGUAUGAACGAGACUGCCAUCGAGCUGGUGGACUCCAAGCCGCUGCUGAAGGAGCUGAAGAAGCGCGAGUUCCGCUGGCCCGUCCUGGGUGAUGCUCUGGGUUCUGAUGUUCAGUGGGACGCCAGGAAGUUUGACCUUCUCCAGACGCUGGCUCAGAUCCGCACUCAGUACAGCAAAUCCGUCCUGCUGCGGCUCUACGUCUCACCUGACGACAAGAACUCCCAGGUGUUCAUCAUCAAGCUGGACCAGGCGUCCUUGGCUUUAUCCCGAGACGAUUACACCAUGAACAGUGCUGAGGCACAAACAAACCGAGAGGCUCUCCUGAAGCUCAUGGUGGGCGUGGCCGUCAUGCUGGGAGCCAAUGAGCAGGCGGCCGAGUCUCAGAUGAGAGCGGCCUUCGACUUUGAGAUGAAACUCGCUCAGAUCGUGAUUCCUUAUGAGAACCGCACCAGUGAGAACAUGUACAACAGAUACAGUCUGUCACAACUACAGCGCACCAUCCCUGAGUUUAACUGGCUGUCUUUCGUUCGAGCGGCGAUCGACUCUAAACUCUAUCCGGAUCUUUCCGUCUCGUCCUCGGAGAAGGUGAUCGUUCGAGCUCCUCAGUACCUGAAGGAUCUCUUCCGGCUGAUUAACGUGACAGAGAGCAGGACUGUGGCUAAUUAUGUGGUAUGGAGGUCUAUACUGUCCAGAGUCACCACGCUUAGCCGACGCUUCCUCUACAAAUAUCUCGACUUUGCUCGAGUGACGACCGGAGCGACGUCUCUGACCCCUCGCUGGGAUAAGUGUGUGAAUUAUGUGGAGAGCACCUUAAUGUACGCCACCGGACGCCUGUUUGUUGAUAAGCACUUUCAGGAAGAUAAGAAACAUAUGAUGGAGGAACUGAUUGAAGGCAUUCGCUGGGCUUUCAUCGACAUGCUGGAGAAAGAGAACGACUGGAUGGAUGCAGAAACCAAGGCGAAAGCCAUAGAGAAGGCGCACGCUGUCCUGCCCAAAGUGGGUUAUCCUGAGUUCAUCCUGAACAACACCUACAUCAACAAUGACAUCCAGCAGCUGCAGUUUUCUGAGAAGGAUUAUUUUGGGAACGUGAUGCAGACGCUGCGCUUCAUCGCGCAGUCAGACAUCGGCUGGCUCAGGACCACGGUUCCACGCACAGAGUGGUUCACGAGCCCCACGACUGUGAAUGCUUUCUACAGCUCAUCUACCAACCAGAUCAGAUUUCCAGCAGGAGAACUGCAGAAACCGUUCUUCUGGGGACUGAACUAUCCUCGAUCAUUAAGUUACGGAGCAAUCGGAGUGAUCGUUGGACACGAGCUCACGCAUGCUUUUGAUAACAAUGGUCGGAAAUAUGACAAAGAUGGGAAUCUGAAUCAGUGGUGGAGCAACGCCUCAGUGACCAACUUUAACGAUAAGACGCAGUGUAUCAUCAACCAGUACAACAACUACCACUGGAAGGAGGCGGGGCUUAAUGUGAAGGGGAAGAGAACGCUGGCGGAGAACAUCGCUGAUAAUGGAGGGAUCCGAGAAGCUUUCAGGGCAUACAGGAGGUGGGUGCAGAAGGAAAGGUCAGGGGUGGAGGAGCCGUUAUUACCAGGAGUGGGUCUGACCAACAAUCAGCUCUUCUUCCUCAGUUAUGCUCACGUUCGUUGUAACAGUUACAGACCCGAAGCAGCUCGAGAUCAGAUCCUCAGUGGUGCUCACAGUCCUCCUAAAUACAGGGUUAUCGGUGCUAUGAGUAACUUCCAGGAGUUCCGUAAGGCCUUUAAGUGCCCCGAGACAUCAAUCAUGAACAGAGGGGCGGAGUCAUGCCGGGUGUGGUAGCGCUGGAGAAAAUGGCAAGUUCUGAGUUCUUGAACAGGGCCAAACCUCGACCAAUGAACCACGCCACAGUGUUCUAAUCAGAACCAGGCCUCUGCAGACCACUGUAUCUUCACUUCUCCUCCACUGGAACCCAAGAACACUUUGAGUGUUGUGUUCUUCUCGUCAUCACCUCCGUCUGAUCUCUGCUGUACAACAAUCUGGAACAUUGAGUGUGUUUGAGGAACCCAAAUGUUCUGCAAAUGAGAUCCAUACUCCACACUUCUUUAGAUGUCACUCGGUUGGAACAUUUACAGGUUCUGUGUAGAACCUUACACCUGAGUGAAUCCUAUCAGAGAAAGUUCUAAGCAGAACCCUUUUGAGACAGGCAUGAAUCUUUAAGGAACUGUUUUAUAAAGGAAGACAUUGAUGUAGAGUUCUACCUUCCAGGGUUCCUUAUAUCUAUCUAAUCUUAUUUACCCAAAUUUAUUGUCUAGGGUUCUACACCAGGGUCUACACAGCCUGGUUAAUUGUUCCAGCAGAGGAACGAGUCAAAAAAUAUUUUAGACCUAGAUUUAUUUUUCCACUAAGCAUGCCAAUGUACACUUCUGAAAAAAGCUACAUUUAGAAUGUUUGAAGGUUCUCUGAGGGUUCCUCUGGGGAAUCCAUAAAGGUUCUAUGUAGAAUCCUACAGUAGAUAGUUUCCUUCUCAUUAAGAGUUCCAAGAAGAAAGCUAAAGAAAGCUAAGAACCAUUAAAAACACACUUUUUGCUAGUUACUUUGAUAGUGAAGAGUUCUUAGCCUCUGAAACGUUGUAGAAGUUCUACUUAGAACAACAUUUUGUUAAAGCGUUCUACAUAGAAUUUGUUUGCAGGGUUUCUUCCACCAAACUAGCCCAGUGAGUUAGCCAAUCAGGUGAGAGUUCACUACUUGGAUCUUUUCGCACACAACGUAGCUCUUUUCGUUGUGAUAUUUUCAAAUAAAAACAAAUAGUAGAACUUUUAAAUCAUACUGGCUAAUGCUAGCUUGCCAGUCAGAGCGAGUGAGACGUGAGCCAUUUUAAAUGACUUUAUAAUGAAGCGUAAAGGGUAAUAAUUUUUAAUCAUCUGGUACUUGACCUAGGGUCCAUUACAAGCUUGUAGCCUAGCGCUGUGACUAGCAUAUUAGCAUUAGCUUAGCUUAUUUGUUUAUUAGCUUAUUUAUUUUUUUCAAUUUUAUUCUUUAAAUUCUCUCAAUCCUGCUGUUCCGAGAGCAGCGUUAUUCCAGGAGGAAGCACUGUAUCUGAAUGUAAAAGAGAUAAAAAUAAUCAUCCUCAAAGGAAUUGUUUUCAGGAGUCGUAGCACUACAUUGGGGCUUCGUAAAACCUUCAUACGCGAAGUGUAAAGUGUGGAAACUCGUCUUAAUGAAUAGAGAAAAAGAGAAAGGAUUACGUCAUGGAGUGGAAUGGAUAUUUUAAUCUUUAUAUCAUGAGUGUGUUUUCAUGAACAGAGCAUUUGUAAGACUUUAUAAUGCUUUUAUGAGACAUUCAGGUCUUUUAUCGCCGGUUUAUUAAAAACAGACUUUAUAUUCCAAAAUCCAGCCAGACGUCGGUGAUGUCCGAGUUCGAGCCGUGUGAGUUUUAUUUCUGACCUCAAACUCAACGUAUGAUUUAUAACAGGCUUAUGAAGCGCUAUGUAUUCCUCAUACAGCUCUGAUUAUUCAUAAACAAAUAAACAAACAAAUAAAGAUAUUUAAAUGUCAUGGAAUGAUCCCAAAUCCCUAAAAUAAGCUGUUAAUAAUAAUAAUAAUAAUAAUAAUAAUAAUAAUAAUAAUAAUAAUACAUUUACAUUUAACAUAAAAGUCAAAUUUGCCAUUAAAAAAAAUUAAAGUUGAAUUAUUUUUUUUUCUUUUAAAAAUUAUUUUAAAAUAUACUGAUGAUGGAAGUAUUACAGAAUCUAAAUUUUUAUUUUUAUUUCCAUUUUUAUUUUAAUUUUAUUUUUUGUAUAUUGUGUUUUUAACUGUGGACAUUGUCUCCAGGUCAUUUGGUCUUAAAUGUUAUAAAUGUGUUAUUAAGUUCCUGUGUAGGUUUAAUAUGUAACAUUUUUGUGUGUGUGUUUUCUUUCCGCAAAAUGACCCAAACUAUGCAAUGUUGGAUGUUUUAGAUCAAUUUUAAAUGGUUUUGUUCACUGUGGUGAUUUUAUUAAAGUAAUAAAU
Messenger RNA from Hemibagrus wyckioides, 4542 nucleotides. RefSeq names its product phosphate regulating endopeptidase homolog, X-linked (gene phex). The transcript has 22 exons. The record is from RefSeq and is a predicted model, not a curated record. NCBI's taxonomy places the organism in Eukaryota, Metazoa, Chordata, Actinopteri, Siluriformes, Bagridae. The coding region runs from base 139 to 2373 and encodes 744 amino acids. Gene Ontology annotation, cellular component: plasma membrane. Gene Ontology annotation, molecular function: metalloendopeptidase activity. Gene Ontology annotation, biological process: protein processing.